AUGGCAGAUUCCGGUAAGCGCCUUGCCGAUGGCAAUGCAACCAGGGAACAAAAGAGACGAAAGUGGGAGGCAAAGCAGUCUCGCAAGAGAGAAGAGGAAGAAAGGGAAAAAGUGAGGCAGCAAUGGGUUGAUUCCCAUAGCGACUUUGCCUCAUUUGUGUCUGAGGAUGAUAUCAAGAAGGUCAAAUCAUCACAAAGCGAGAGAGAAUCUGAUCUUUCACUCUGUUUGCUUCCAUUUGUUGACAUUCAAGAAACGGGAAGCAAAAAUGCCAAAUUCAAUGAUGGGCAACGCUACUUCAUUGCGGAAAGCACCGAGACGAUUCGCAUCCUCAUUCAACAAUCAACGCAAACAAAUGCAAAUCAUUAUGGAUUGAGUCCAAUCCAACUAAAGAGCAUAUUUCUCAAACCAUGUUCCCUGUUUGAUGAACCUGUGCGAUUGAUCAACGAUGUUGAGGAAGCAAUGAGAAUACGGCGUGAGCGAGAUAGCCAAAAUAGUAAUCACCCUGGUUUCAAGGUAUUGAUUGGCUCCGAAUUUGUAUUGAGCAUGGUUGCUGGUUUUCCAAUUGCUCGCGGAGCCCUCGCUUGCGGAAUUGUCCCAAUGGGUCGAGACGAAGCAUGGCUGGAUUCCUUCUUGCAAAACAAGAGGAUGAGUCAGAAAUCAGAACCAUUACGGAUGCUAGCACUUGAUGGAAUUUGCGACAAUGCCAACCUGGGGUCCAUGAUUCGUACCGCGUCCGCCUUUGGUGUAGAUGUUGUCGUGUUGUCCCAGGAUACGUGCGAUUGCUGGUAUCGGCGAACCAUUCGGGUAUCAAUGGGUCACAUCUUCCGAAUACCCAUAGUGCGAGUCAAUAAUCUGGCAGCAACCAUAUCAAAAUGGUCGAGCCCGCGAUUCAAUGUGACUAGUUAUGCAGCCGUAUUGGAGACAAACUGCCUUCUUUCCGACAUUAAACGUGGGAACCUUCCAAAGUCCUGGUGUUGCAUUAUGGGGAACGAAGGGAAUGGGAUCUCAUUGGCAGUUCGGGAGGCAGCAACGCACAAGCUUCGUAUUCAGAUAGAAUCAGAGGUGGACUCGUUGAGCGUUCCGGUGGCGACGGGGAUACUGCUCAACGGCUUGAGAGAACGAGAAGCAAGAUGA
Cylindrotheca closterium is the source of this 1134-nucleotide messenger RNA. The record is from the annotation of a GenBank genome assembly. Lineage: Eukaryota; Bacillariophyta; Bacillariophyceae; Bacillariales; Bacillariaceae.